GCGUUUUAACUACAAGAGUAAACGAGCGCGUAGAAAUGAUUUGUUGCACGACUCUCGCUUGCGGUCGUAAUUUGUUCAUUUUCGUGCUCACACUCAUUUCAAAGACGGAACUUAAACUUUUACACAAGAUUUACUUUUAACACAGAGAUUAAAGAAGAACGUAUGAGAACUUUCUGGACAAAUCUUACAUGGCUUUACUUUGCACGUCCGAAGUGUUGACUUUAAAUCCUUUUAUCAUGGGUUUUCCAAGACAUAGUGAAUUGUCAAACUUUGAACGAGACACCUUAGAAAUACACGAGUGUUAUGGACUGAGGUUUCCUCGUGAUGAUUAUACGCGUAGAAGAUGUAAACUUAGUGUAUCUGUGGAAGAACUGACAUCAAAAAUGAAGGACGAGCCACGGAGUAUACUGAAGAAAAGUAUAAGCGCCGACGAAGCUAAGAUACAUGAACUGAAGCAGUGUCUCCUCUCUCAGAUAUCCAAUGCGCGAUCGUUUCCAGAUAUUGAUCAAAUAACAAACGAAAAUACUUCAGAACCACCGAAAAGUCCAACGAAAAACGUAACUUUCGCCGACGAUAAUAAUUUAUCCUUGGUGGAAAUUCGGAACUUUAUACCAAGUAGCGAUAGCAUAAACGAGUGGCAAAGUUUUCGUGGUAAAUAUAAAGUUGAUUUAUGCGAAACCGAAGAAUCAAAUAUGCUUGCUUAUCAUAAUAAGAAAAAUAAUCGCAAGAAACCGAACGAGUUGACUUUAUGUUUCAAAGAGCCGUCCGAAUCUACCGAUUUCUUAGAACGCUUCAAGCAUCGUUGUGUAGCGCUGGAGAAAUGCGGGACGAGAGACAGGGUAGUUACAGGAGUCAUAAUGGUUAAAAAUAUGGAAUAUCAUAAAUCGGUUUUUGUGCGUUACACGUUGGACAGUUGGCAGAGUUCGGCAGAUACCGAAGCGUGCUAUGUACCGAAUUCUAACGAUGGUGGAACCGACCGUUUUACAUUCUCGUUAUCGUUACCCAAAAGCUCUAAAGAAAUGGAAUUUGCUAUUUGUUAUAAAAUUUCAGCUAGUGAGUUUUGGGAUAACAAUUAUAAUAGAAACUAUAAAAUACAAGAUAUAUUGGCCACAUUCAAGAAUUGAAUUUUAAUGAUGACAUCAUUAAUCUCCAAAGUAACAAUGCGCCCCUGUAUUUUUGACCCUGGUCCACGGUGACGUCACAUGACAUGGCAUGACGUUAUGUCGUAGACAUGUAUAUACGUCUUAGUAAGUCUUAGAUUAACUAUUUGGUAUCUUGCAUUACUGAAGUUACAUGAAGGGUUUUCAAUGUAUUGACAUCAAUAUGUUUGAGAGUUGUGGUAACAUAUGCAAGGAUAUGAACAAAGUGAAUAAACAAAACACAGGCUUGUGCAAUUGUAAUGGUCAUGUGUGAAGUACCUUUCCAUGCAGGUGUUGAAGAAGGAUGUACAUGUUUGCCAGUGUUUAUUUUUUUACUUCUUUAGUUUCAGUGUGACCGCGGUGUUAAAAAAAUUAAAAAAUGUAUUCUAAACAGAUGUUUUUUUUCGCUCGUAGAUCUUUUUUUUUUUUAAUUUCGGACAUGUUUUUUUUAACUAGCUUUUAUACUAAUAAAUUAUACAUAAAACUAUAUAUAUUUAUAUAUAGAAAUAUAUAUAUAUAUAGGCCUUCUUCCAUGUCUUCGUGUUAACAAUGACACGAUUUUGUUUUUACUUAUAUGCUGUCACAUAUCUGUCCUUUUUAUUCUGUUAAUUUCGAAAGGUACUGUACGAAAUCUGACCAUCUGCAUGUAAAUUCUUCAGGAGAGAUAAAGCCAUCGUUUUCAAUAUCUGGUCUUUAUUUUUGUUAAUUAGAAACAUUUCCAAAUGCCGAAUUUCUCUACUACUGACGCAAGUAUUGAGGGAUAGUUAAACUUAACGAGAGAUUUGAGAAUUACAAAAUAAACGUCAUUAACAAAUUCUUUGACUUGUUUAUUAAACUUUCUUAAAACAAAUAUUGUACAUAAAUAGAUAAACAGCGAGACAAACUAGGCUUGUGAGAAUUGUAAAUAUAUUAGAAUAUUGACUGUUUUAAAAUGCCAUUGAAAAUCUUAACAACAUAUUUUAUACAUAUAGAUUUUGUGAAACAAAGAAAAAAGAAAAUUAAAAUCCA
This is a messenger RNA of Hydractinia symbiolongicarpus, 2147 nucleotides long. RefSeq names its product protein phosphatase 1 regulatory subunit 3C-like. Gene Ontology annotation, molecular function: glycogen binding; protein phosphatase 1 binding. Bases 189 to 1124 code for a protein of 311 amino acids. Gene Ontology annotation, biological process: regulation of glycogen biosynthetic process. Gene Ontology annotation, cellular component: protein phosphatase type 1 complex. The transcript is spliced from 2 exons. NCBI's taxonomy places the organism in Eukaryota, Metazoa, Cnidaria, Hydrozoa, Anthoathecata, Hydractiniidae. The record is from RefSeq and is a predicted model, not a curated record.